Thecamonas trahens ATCC 50062 is the source of this 1887-nucleotide messenger RNA. RefSeq names its product C2 domain-containing protein. The transcript is spliced from 2 exons. The coding region runs from base 34 to 1842 and encodes 602 amino acids. The record is from RefSeq and is a predicted model, not a curated record. NCBI's taxonomy places the organism in Eukaryota, Apusomonadida, Apusomonadidae.
CCACCCCCCCCCCCUCCCCCUCUCUUUCCUGCUAUGGCUGCCACCCACGAGGAGACGGCCUCUGCGGCAGGUGCGAAUGGCCUCGCGGCCGAGCAUGCCACCACCGACCCCGACCACGACUCGGACAGCGACGCUGCCGAUGGCGCUACCCGCAAGCUGACGGGACGGGUGGUAGUGCAUGUGUACGAAGCGCGCAGAGUGAUGGACGGAGAGAAGGAACGGUCGCUGUUUGUCAAGAUCAAGUACCGCGGCAAGAAGGAGACGACCGAGACGGCGAACAAGUCGCGCGAGCCGCGGUUUGACUACCACGCGGCGUUCCAGCUGAAGGACGACGACAAGGACGAUGUUUUUACCUUUGAGGUGAUUGCGGACAAGACGCUGGGCAACUCGACGCUGGGCAUUGUCGAGUACAACCUCUCGCAGCUCGACGACGAUGCGGUGUCGACCGGGGCCAUCUGGCUGCCGCUCGUCUCGCGACCGGGCAAGGACGAUCCGGCGUGCGGCGAGCUGCGGAUCAAGAUUGCGCUGUCGAUGCUGCGGAUGACACUUGUGGAGGCGCGCGGGCUCAAGGCUGUGUCGUCCAACUCGGCGAGCCCGUACGGGUUCCUGCGGUACGACGGCAAGAAGUACCGGACGCCUGUGGUGAAGAAGUCGCUCUCGCCGACGUGGGAGGGCGCACAGAUGCUUGCCGAAGCGACGUGGAAGUUGCCGUUUGUGCUCGGAACGCACUUUGCCAAGCUCGAGAUGUGGUCCAAGGGCAUGCUCUCGUCGACGUUUCUGGGACAGGCCCGGAUCCGGGUGGCGGCGUACGACGUGCCCGACGGCGCGCCACCGGUCGACGUCUGGAUCCCGCUCCUCCCGCGCCAAGCCGACGAAGAGGUGAGCGGCGAGGUGCGGCUCCGGCUCGAGUCGCUGGAGCCGCCGGAGGAUCUGGCCCACACCUCACGCGAGGUGCCUGUCGACAACGCGCUCAACCACGGGACGACUCUCGCCGCAACGGUCGACGCGCUGCCCGAGUCGGAGCGGGCCAAGGCCAUGGUCGGCGAGCAGGUGGAAGUCGAGGUCCUCCGGCUGGAGAACGUGUCUGACUCGGCCAAGGUGGAUCCGUACGUUAUUGUGCGGUACGACGACGAGCGGUUCACCACGCAGGUGGCGCCGCGGCAGACGUCGCCGGCGUUCAACGAGCGGCACACGUUUACUCUAGGCAAGCUCUCGAAGAAGUUCCCGGAGCACGCGGUCAUCGGCGACGUGUGGGACCAGCACAAGAUCUCGGAUACCUUCCUGGGCCGGUUCAAGCUCGCGUUUGACCAGCUGCCGAUGGACGGGCGGUGGCUCGAGCUCAACGGGUUUGAGCUUCGCGGGCGGCGCGAGCGCCUGGCAAGCGGGCACGACCCAGACGAAGUCCAGGGCGCGGCAUGGAUUCGUGCGCGGCGGGCGGCUAUCAUGGUCGACAUCCUCCGCGCCUCCGAUUUGGCCGCCAAGGAUCGCAACGGUGCGUCAGACCCGUUUGUCGUCGCCUCGUACGGCGAGGACCAGUCGUUCCGGACCGCCGUCGUGCCCAAGUCGCUCAACCCGGUGUGGAACACCCCGCUCGCCUUUCGCUACGAGAUUGGGCACGAGAUCCUCCGCUUUGACGUGUGGGACAAAGACACGCUGAGCAACGACUACCUCGGCCACGUCGAGCUUCGCGUCGGCGACUUUACCGACGGCCGCCCGCACAAGGCCUGGUACAAGCUCGUCCGCCGCGACAUCGACGAGCUGGUCUCGGGCGAGAUCUGUCUCCAGGUCCAAUGCACCGCCGUCCCGACCCAUGCCUUUGACGUCGGCGCUGUCCGGAUCUGAUGGGCUUGUCUCAGCAUGCCCGCGAUACAUUGAUCUUGAUCUUGA